AUGGCUUCUUCUGUUGUCUUCCAAUAUCCAGUGGCCAACCUAAAUAAAUAUGUUACUACUGUCACAGACUUCAUCAUUUAUUAUUGCUUAUUUUCACAGAGCUUGUUAUUUCGUCCAUUAAGCAUUCAGUUCCAGGAAUUUAAUAGGACGCACAUUUUUAGGCAAUUGAAACAAAACCCAAAAAAGUUCUGCCAGUUAAUAGGUGGCAUAUACCAUUUCAGCACAUCAAAACCACAUCAAAAUCAACAUAAAAAACAGAAUGAAGGAUCCAAAGGGAAAAGCCCUGAAGAAGAUGAAGAAGAGAAAAAGCGGAGGGAGCGUGAAGAUCAAAUGUACAGGGAACGGCUAAGAACACUAUUUAUAAUCGCUGUUAUUAUGAGCUUGUUGAAUUCCAUUAAGAGCAGUGGGGGAAAUAUUUCAUGGAAUGAUUUUGUUCAGGAGAUGUUGGCAAAGGGAGAAGUGGCCAGGGUGCAGGUUGUACCAGAGAGUGAUGUGGUAGAAAUCUACCUUCAUCCAGGAGCAGUCGUAUUUGGUCGACCGCGGUUAGCUUUGAUGUAUCGCAUGCAGGUAGCAAAUAUCGAUAAGUUUGAAGAGAAACUCCGAGCUGUUGAGAAUGAGCUUGGGAUUGAUGGAAAAGACAGGAUCCCAGUUUCCUACAAGCGCACAGGUUUCUUUGGAAAUGCGCUGUAUGCCCUUGGGAUGGCUGCAGUGGGCGUGGCGAUUCUUUGGUAUAUAUUUCGACUUGCAGGAAUGGCUGGAAGAGAAGGUGGAUUUAGUGCUUUUAAUCAGCUCAAAAUGGCUCGUUUCACAAUUGUGGAUGGAAAGUCUGGAAAAGGUGUUACCUUUAAGGAUGUUGCAGGGAUGCAUGAGGCCAAAUUGGAAGUCAAGGAGUUUGUUGAUUACUUAAAGAGUCCAGAACGUUACCUGCAACUUGGUGCCAAAGUUCCCAAGGGAGCUUUAUUGCUUGGACCACCAGGGUGUGGAAAAACACUAUUGGCAAAGGCUGUUGCAUCAGAAGCUCAAGUUCCUUUCUUAGCUAUGGCUGGAUCAGAGUUUGUGGAAGUGAUUGGAGGUCUUGGAGCUGCAAGAGUCCGAAGUUUGUUUAAGGAGGCCCGUGCGCGUGCCCCCUGCAUUGUGUACAUUGAUGAAAUUGAUGCUGUGGGUAAAAAGCGUUCCACCAGCAUGUCUGGGUUUGCUAAUACAGAGGAAGAGCAAACAUUGAAUCAACUGUUAGUUGAAAUGGAUGGAAUGGGUACAACUGAUCAUGUGAUAGUUCUAGCAUCAACCAACCGUGCUGAUAUUUUGGACAAUGCGUUAAUGCGACCUGGUCGGCUGGAUCGACACAUAUUCAUUGACUUCCCAACAUUGCAGGAAAGAAAGGAAAUAUUUGAGCAACAUUUGAAGAAUCUGAAGUUAACUCGCCCAGCCAGUUAUUAUUCACAACGAUUGGCUGAACUUGCUCCAGGAUUCAGUGGAGCUGAUAUUGCCAACAUCUGCAAUGAAGCAGCAUUACAUGCAGCCAGAGAAGGGGAGAAAUCUGUUGACACAUUCAGUUUUGAAUAUGCAGUAGAGAAGGUCAUAGCAGGCACAGCAAAGAAGAGUAAAAUUCUCUCGAAGGAAGAACAGAGAAUAGUAGCUUAUCAUGAGUCUGGGCAUGUUCUUGUGGGUUGGCUGCUUGAGCACACAGAAGCUGUCUUAAAGGUCUCCAUAGCACCACGAACAAAUGCUGCACUGGGAUUUGCACAGAUCCUACCACGAGAGCAACACCUUUACACCAAAGAACAACUUUUUGAACGUAUGUGUAUGGCCCUCGGAGGUCGUGUUGCAGAAGCUAUCGUCUUUAAUAAAGUCACAACAGGUGCUCAGGAUGAUUUACGAAAAGUCACGAAAGUCGCUUACUCCAUGGUGAAAUGCUAUGGAAUGGCUGAAACAAUUGGACACAUUUCAUUCCCUGAUACCGAGGAGGUGGGGGUGAUUGGUCGCCGACCCUACAGCCAAGGUCUCCAGGAUCACAUGGAUCAUGAAGCCAAACUGUUAGUGGCUAAUGCUUACAGGCACACAGAGAAGCUCCUAAUGGAUAACCGGGACAAACUCCUUACACUUGCAAAUGCACUCGUGGAGAAGGAAGUUCUAAAUUAUGAUGAUAUUGAAGCGCUUAUUGGUGCUCCACCUUUUGGUCCAAAGAAAAUGAUCCCACCUCAGACCUGGAUUGAAGCUGAGAAAGACAAACAAGAUACAGGAGAUGAUGGACCUUCAGCAAGGCAUGUACAAGAUGACGAACAAAACCUAAAUCCAGUUUAAGCCGCCUGCAUAGAAAUACAAUCUAGUGAUUGGUGUUGUCUUGUAAAAAGAUGAAUAGUAAAGAUUUUUGGGAAAACUGAAAUUAAAAGAAUUAAGGGAUAAUUGAUGGAAGUUGAUGGAACUACUGACGAACACCUACAUUUAAUGGGGGGCAAAAACUGUGUACCAUUUGGAAUACUGUGAUUAAUGUUAAAUUACAGAAACUACUUUUCAUGCUCUUUAAGCAAUGGAUUGUGCUUUUAUUAAAAUUAUGCCUCUUUAUUCAGUAUUUUAAAAUGCAGCAAUAUAAUUUGCCCAGUUAAAAUUAAUAAUGUAGUAUAGUAAUUCCUCCAUAUAUGUGAGGGUUUCAUUCCUGGGAAUCCCUGUAAAUGAUGAAAUUCGAGAGUGUGUAUUUGUUUAAAAAUAGGGUAAAAAUCGUGGAUACAGAGGAAUGACUACUACACUAUUGCUUUUAACUGAGCAAAUGAUGAUGCUGCAUUUUAAAAUACUUUGAUAAACCGAGGCACAAUUUUAAUAAAAGCACAAGCUAUUGCUUAAAGAACAUGAAAAAAUAGUUUCUGUAAUUUAACAUCUGGAUUUUUGCCAGCGCAUGUUGAUUUUUUUGUUGAUACCUGUUUUUGGCACAGAGGCAAAUCUGUGCUUUCAUAGAUACAAAAGAUUUACUGUGAUUUAUUGAAGAAUUUAUUUCAGUUAUACAUUCCAGUUGCACAGUGCCUCAUUAUAUGAUGGUUAUGGUUAAACUAAACCUUAGGGUACAGAAUGCUGACUGUAUAAGAAUUUAUUGGGUCACCUGUUUGAAUACAGCCUUAAAAGCAACAGUCUGUAGCUUUUAUAGUCAUGCUGUUGUGUUCCCAUCUUUGAAAAGCUGACUCGUUGAGAUGUGGCUGUACGUCUUUUAUAAAUAUACCAAAAUCAUUUUCUUAUUUUUCAAUAUUUCCAACAAUGCUGAUUGGAUAACACUCAAAAGUGGGAAAAAUUUCUGAUUUCCUGUCAAACCUGUGUGAGAUGAAGCCAUCUUCACUGCUUCAGAUGUUGUCCUGAUUUGAAAUUAUCUAGUUUUGAGAGAUUGGUGAUUGAGUUUAGGAAUUUGCUGAGCUGUGUAUCUUCUGAUCUGAGGUAAGGAUUCAGAUGAUGAAGAAACUGUAACUUUCUGGGUAAACAUUUGCUGUUUCCACUGGUGUGUGUACAUUAAAUAUUUAUCAUUUUAUAAA
Molecule: messenger RNA, 3512 nt
Organism: Chiloscyllium plagiosum (whitespotted bambooshark)
Lineage: Eukaryota; Metazoa; Chordata; Chondrichthyes; Orectolobiformes; Hemiscylliidae
Source: RefSeq, a predicted model, not a curated record